Funneliformis caledonium is the source of this 231-nucleotide messenger RNA. The record is from the annotation of a GenBank genome assembly. NCBI's taxonomy places the organism in Eukaryota, Fungi, Glomeromycota, Glomeromycetes, Glomerales, Glomeraceae.
AUGGAAAAAGGAAAAAAUAAAAUUGACAUAAACUCUUACACUAUUAAUGAAGAUAGUGAUGAUGUGGAAAAUACAAGAAAUCAAGUUGCUUCUACGCCACAUAAUAAUGAAAAUCAUUCAUCUUCCUUUUAUUCUUUUUCUAAAUUAAAGAGCAUAACGAAGUUAUCUGAUACUUAUAAGAUUCCCUAUAAGAUUGGCUAUACUAUUGUCGCCACAAGUUGGAAUUAUUUU